CCGGCGGCGGAAACUUCUUAUCCUAUCCUAUUCCCAGCUCCCACCCCCACUUUCUUCCCUCCUCACUUAGCCCUUUGACAAACCAAAGACCAAGCUCUCAACUUCAAAACGCCUACAAAAUCCAAACCUAUUUCAGCUUUCGAAUGGCGGCGCCCUUUUCUUCGACGACCUCCGUUCGGUCCCUUUUCAGGCAUAAUCUUAAUCCUCCCAAAUCUUUUCGCUCUCCUUUGGGUUUUCUCUUGAAUGGUUCCGACCGCAUCAAGUAUAAUUCCGGCGAUGUUCUUGCGUACUCAUGGAGCUCGACUGCAAACUACGCCAGUAUUCGUCACGUCGCCGUUAAAUCAUCCGGCAAACACGUCGUUGUUAAACAUUUGCUACGUGAGAGACUCGUGAGGUGUGCAACUAUCGAAGAAAUCGAAGCAGAAAAAUCUUCCAUUGAGAAAGAUGCUAAAGCGAGAAUGGAGAAGACAAUUGAGACGGUUAGAACGAAUUUCAAUUCCAUAAGGACAGGGAGGGCAAACCCGGCAAUGCUUGACAAAGUCGAGGUGGAAUAUUAUGGAACUCCGGUCAGCUUAAAGAGUAUUACUCAAAUCAGUACUCCUGAUUCAAGUUCUUUCUUGAUUCAACCCUUUGACAAGUCCAGCUUAAAGUCUAUAGAGAAAGCUAUAGUCAACUCUGAUCUCGGUAUGACUCCGAACAAUAAUGGUGAAGUCAUUCGCUUGUCUCUCCCUCAACUGACAACUGAAAGAAGAAAGGAAUUGUCAAAAGUUGUGGCCAAACAAGCUGAAGAAGGGAAGGUGGCAGUGAGAAAUAUAAGAAGAGAUGUCCUUAAAGCCUAUGAAAAACUUGAGAAGGAGAAAAAGCUGUCUGAAGACAAUGUGAAGGACUUGUCAAGUGAUUUGCAGAAACUCACAGAUGAGUAUAUGAAGAAGAUAGAUAGCAUCUACAAACAAAAAGAAAAGGAGUUGCUGACGGUCUAGUGAUUGUCUGUACAAACUUGUAAAGUCUGGAUCUUCCUUCUGAAAGAAUAUAUAUAUAUAUAUAUAUAGUUUUUGCUUUGUGAUAGGUGGAACUUGUGGUGCGUAGCAUCUAUAUCUUGCAGAAGAGAAUUUUGAAAGUUGAUAUGAUAUAGGUAAGAUACAUUGGCUUAAAUCAAAGUGGAAAAAAAUCAAAAUCCAUGAUCAGUGAAACUAUUGUACUGGUUAUGAGAGGUCUGUGGUGUAUAAGUAGCCAAAGAUUACUGGCCUUUUGUUUUUUCCUGUGUUGAUGUACAAGAUGUGUGUAGCAAGGAGAAAGGCCAAGUUUGA
Hibiscus syriacus is the source of this 1307-nucleotide messenger RNA. Its product is annotated as ribosome-recycling factor, chloroplastic-like. Gene Ontology annotation, molecular function: ribosomal large subunit binding. The transcript is spliced from 10 exons. Gene Ontology annotation, biological process: plastid translation. The coding region runs from base 144 to 980 and encodes 278 amino acids. The record is from RefSeq and is a predicted model, not a curated record. Gene Ontology annotation, cellular component: chloroplast. Lineage: Eukaryota; Viridiplantae; Streptophyta; Magnoliopsida; Malvales; Malvaceae.